Closterium sp. Naga37s-1 is the source of this 3054-nucleotide messenger RNA. Lineage: Eukaryota; Viridiplantae; Streptophyta; Zygnematophyceae; Desmidiales; Closteriaceae. The record is from the annotation of a GenBank genome assembly.
AUGACCCAGGCGAAAAAGGCCAAUGGUGGUAACCCUGUAACGGAUUCUGUUACCACCACCACUCCCCCUCUAAUCGCCGAAGCCGCUGCGUCCAUCUCGACGCUUUCUGUGCAACCUGACGCGGACGUGUCAACCUUAUCCAUGCAAGGUGGUGCUGACGUGGCUCCGAGAAACAACAGCAGCAGCAGCAGCAUGGCACGGGAACCGGAAACAGCAGCAGUGUGUGGCAAAAGCAGCAAUGGUCCUUUGUGCCUGGGUGCAGAGGUGCUAGGGUUUCGAGGCUCCCCUUCCAUUGGCGUGGAGUACAGCACUCAAGGGGCGCCCAAGCAGUCCCCCUACGACUGCAGCCACAUGGCCAUGACCUACACUGCCCUCGCCAUCCUCGCCACCCUAACGGAGCCUGCUCCCACUCAUGGCACUGCCACUGGCAGUGCCGCUGGCAAUGCCGCUGGCAGCUUACCCGACGUGCGCCAACAUCCUGCGGAGGAGUCAUCUAGAGGGGGUGCAGGGCUGCUCGGGGAGCAGGUGGAUGAGAGAAGCAGCGAGGGAGUGGGUGCAAGGGGUGAGGAUGGGAACGGGGUGCUUGACAGGUGGGAGGAUGGGGUGUGUGCAAGGGGCGGGGACGGAGUGGAUGCCACAGCAGCUUGUAAUAGAGUGGGGGAGGUGCGAGGAAUGGCAAAGUCGCUGCGAGAGCUGCAGCUGCAGGAUGGGAGUUCCAUCUUUCAGCUUUUCACCUUCCGCGAUUCCUCAUUCCUCCCAUCCCGCCUGACUCCGCCCACGCCGUUCUUCCCUCCCUCCAGUUUCAUGCCGGUUGCAUGUGGGAGUGAGUCCGACAUGCGCUUCGUGUUCUGCGCUGUUCAGUCAGUGAGGUUCUUGUUGCUCAUUCGCACUGUCUCUCUCUCACAGCAUCUUCUCCCUUGUUCUCCUCUGCCCUUCAAGGUGACUUUUGAGUCGACUCAAGCGGCCAUUUCAAGCAUGAUUGGCGAUUGGCGGGGAGUGGACAUCCCCCGUGCUGUUGCCUACAUUCAGAGGUCACAGGUGGGCACUGGGCACAUGGUGGGGGAGUGGUGGGGAUUGGUGGGGAGUAGUGGGGAGUGCGUAGUGGUGCGUAGUGGGCGUGGUGAUUGGCGGGGAGUGGACAUCCCCCGUGCUGUUGACUACAUUCAGAAGUCACAGGUGGGCACUGGGCACAUGGUGGCGGAGUGGUGGGGAUUGGUGGGGAGUAGUGGGGAGUGCGUAGUGGUGCGUAGUGGGCGUGGUGAUUGGCGGGGAGUGGACAUCCCCCGUACUGUGGACUACAUUCAGAAGUCACAGAGGCAGGGAGCGGAGGGGGGUUUCCAGGGGCGGCGCAACAAGCCAGCCGACACAUGCUAUGCAUUCUGGUGGGCUCUCCCCCUUCCUGCUGCUGCUUUUCUUUUACAUCCCUGGGUGGGCGGCACACUGAGCAUGCGGGAGCGGAUCCAUCUCAUUGACCAUGCGCGGGGCACACUUGUUAAUCUCUGUUCAUACUGCCAUUCCCCACCCACUUACGUGCCCUCCCUCCCUUCCUAUCCCUCUCUCUCAGAUCCCUGGGUGGGCGGCACACUGAGCAUGCGGGAGCGGAUCCAUCUCAUUGACCAUGCGCGGGGCACACUUGUUAAUCUCUGUUCAUACUGCCAUUCCCCACCCACUUACGUGCCCUCCCUCCCUUCCUAUCCCUCUCUCUCAGAUCCCUGGGUGGGCGGCACACUGAGCAUGCGGGAGCGGAUCCAUCUCAUUGACCAUGCGCGGGGCACACUUGUUAAUCUCUGUUCAUACUGCCAUUCCCCACCCACUUACGUGCCCUCCCUCCCUUCCUAUCCCUCUCUCUCAGAUCCCUGGAUCCCUGGGGUGGGCGGCACACUGAGCAUGCUGGGGGCAGAUCACCUCGUUGACCGUGCGCGGGGCACACUUGUUACUCUCUGUUCAUACUGCCGUUUCCCCACCCACUUUCGUGCCCUCCCUCCCUUCCUGUCCCUCUCACUUUCUCCCAGGGUGGGCGGCACACUGAGCAUGCUGGGAGCAGAUCACAGCCAUGCUCAGGGCACACUUGUUUCUCUUUGCUCAUACCGCCAUUCACCGCCCACUCCCAUCCCCUCUCCCUCACUUUCUCCCAGGGUGGGCGGCAUACUGAGCAUGCUGGGAGCAGAUCACAGCCAUGCUCGGGGCGCUCUUGUUACUCUUUGCUCAUGCCCCCAUUUACCGCCCACUCCCAUGCCCUCCCUCUCUCUCACGCACACAGGGGUGGGCGGCACACUGAGCAUGCUGGCAGCGGACUUUUCACGCCCAGCUCAUGCUGCCGUUCACCACCCACUCCCAUGCCCUCCCUCCCUCUCACACACCCAGGGUAUGGUGGGUGCAGCAGCAAGCAUCCAGUGGGAUUCCCUGACAUCCUCCAUUCCUUCUACGGGGUCUGUGGGUUCUGCUCCUCUUGAUCCUCCCCUCCCUCACCCCUCCCUCUCUCCCACCACAGAGGCACCCCACCAAUCCCCUUGUUUCCCUUGCCCCCCUAUCCCUCUGUCCAUGCGUAUCCAAUGUGCCACUAUCGAAGCUUGCUGUUUGCCACCCGCUCAACAGCGACCGAAUCGCCGAUUCCGGCAUGGACGCGACCCGCCCGCGGCUCCGCAAACUGCUGAUCCCCGCAAAAUUCCCCUUCUCCGCAUUUGCUCCCCCAAACCUCCCGUUCGCCCCGCUCGCGCCACCACAACUCCCCUUUCCCGCGCCAUUGCUGCCCCGCGCGUUGCUGCUAUUGCCGCCGCUGCUGCCCCGCUGCCCUGUGCGCGGAGUCCGCGCGCUCUCGAGCGAGCACUUCCUAGGCGCCGCAACUGGCGGCGAGCCUUCAUGCCACUCCCCCUCGCCGUUCCGCUGACACUCCGCCGCAAAGGAGACGCUCCUCAACUCCGCAGUGUUGAGCGCGCGCGCGCUCCCCGUUGCCGCGCGCGCACCCUCUGUUCCUACGAGCGCGCACUCCGUAGCCGCGCGCAUCCGCGCACCCGCCACCGUUGCCCUCCCCCAUGGCGUCCCUCCCCGUUCUAA